Coccidioides immitis RS is the source of this 1262-nucleotide messenger RNA. RefSeq lists its product as uncharacterized. The transcript is spliced from 3 exons. Bases 543 to 1211 code for a protein of 222 amino acids. Lineage: Eukaryota; Fungi; Ascomycota; Eurotiomycetes; Onygenales; Onygenaceae. The record is from RefSeq and is a predicted model, not a curated record.
UUAUCUCAACGUGACGGGUAAAGGAGUUAUCGCCUUUCUGGCCACGCUGCGGCCGGAUUCGCCCGGGCACACUCUUGAAUGAUUGCUGUUGAGUCACAGGAAUUCCCCCUUUCAGGGUUUCUCAAUGCAUGCCUGGUGGCAUUGAUUGUGUAUUCACUUCUGCGCGAACAUCAUGGCCGCCGCUUGGCUCACCUGCUACGUCGGCGCAGCAUUAGUCCAAUUGUCAUCUUGACAGCUUGAUUGUCCUAAAGCUGCUUGCAGCCCAUUGGUGACCAACCAUGACCAUUUGCAGCCGACUCUUCCCCCGAGAGGAUGUUCUGCUCCAAUUCCUAUUGACGAGCGCAUUUUUGCCCCCACUAUGAGCUCUCGACUCCAGCAUUGCACCUGUCAGAGAUGGCACUGUCACCUGGGUUCUGCCUUUUGUUAAGUUGUGAUUGAAUAUGACCACAUCCUUGUUCACUAUGCAUCUACAACGGCUGCUAUUCUCAGAUCCAUAAAGAAGGCAAUAGUGUCCUCCUUGAGCCAUAAUAGUCUCAUCCAUCAUGGUUUUCCUCGAGGUCGCUUUGAUGGCUUCCCAUCAAAUGUACCACUUAAUGGAAUCCGUCCAAGUCAGAGAAAGAUUUGAAGCAUUCAAGGUUGCAGAUAUCAAUGAUAAGCAUUAUGAACCCGUCACUGGUGUAUUGAUGAAACAGCAGAUGACAGACGCGAUGAUAACUAUCGGACUCCAAUUUAUUCAGCAAAGCAUUACAGCCGAUACUAUUCCUGGACACGAGGCAAUUGAUCUUUUACGUCCCUUGGAUCGCAUCAUAGCGGAAGCUACUUCAAUAAUGGAAACCCAGAGCCUCAAAGAGCUACUUCAAGUUUUGCCGAAGCUCAUUUCGAACAUCACUGUACCUAAGGGCCGACAGGAAUUGAUGAUUCGAGAAAGCCUCCAAUGGCUAUCGGAUUUAUAUCCUGGCUGGACCUUCUGCGCGGAAAACAGAACUGGGGCAAAGGUCCAAAUAACAAAUCUCUGUUCCGAACCGGUAAUGGAAGAAUCAAUGCAAGAAAAGCUCAUGUGGCUAGCAAAAAUGUAUUUUGGUUGGACUUUCCGAAUGAUAGAUGAAAGGCUACAAGUUCCCGGGGAAAAAUCCCUCAAACUCUGGUGCACACACGACAUAGAGAGUGAUCGCAGUGGAGGGGAAAAUGAGUACUUGUAUCCUGUGUAUUAAUCACAAGUAUAGCUUAGAAAGACAGUCUAUCAUCAAAGCUCAUUUGGGAGG